GCCAGUGGCCUUGCAGGAGCACGACGAGCACAAUGGUAGACUACAAAUCCCUGGUUGCGUUCGUCACCGUCUUCAUUCUAUCGGACUAUUUCGCGCCCGCCGCCCUCAGCACGAUCCUGGGAAGACUGCUUGUUACGGGUGUAGUAACUGUAGUUAUACCGUACGUUUUUUCGUCCCAACUUAGGAGCCAGGAGAAGGUCAGCGCAACUGGCAAGGCAGUGUUUAUUACAGGUUGUGACACGGGCUUUGGACAUGAGCUAGCAAUAAAGUUAGACAAGCUUGGCUUCCAUGUAUUCGCGGGCUGCCUCCUGCCUGAGAAGGAGGGCGCCACCAGUCUUAGACAAACAUGCUCGAACAAACUACAGGUUGUUCAUGUAGAUGUAACAAGUGAACAGCUCGUCAACGAGGCGCUGACCGCUGUCCAGCAGGCAUUAAAUGGAAAUGAGCUAUGGGCGAUAGUGAACAACGCAGGCAUAGCGGUGAUAUCGGAGGUCGAGUUGUGCCCGAUGGACUGGUAUGACCGCAUGAUGGCCGUUAACACGAUGGGAACGGUGCGUGUCACCAAGGCCUUUCUCCCACUGCUGCGUGAGUCCGCCGGCCGCAUUGUCAUCGUCGCCAGUGUUGCAGGGCGCAUGACUUACGCUGGUUUCAGCGCUUAUUCAAUGUCUAAGCACGCAGUUAUAUCCUUUGCCAAUGCGCUGAGGGUGGAGAUGAAGAAGUGGGGCAUAUCGGUACACACCAUUGAACCUAGUCUGUACAGAACACCGAUCACCAGCAUAACAGACAUCAAGUCUUUAGCUGAGCAUUUGUGGAAGGAGACUCCGGCCAGCAUACGCGAGGCCUAUGGAGAAGACUACUACCAGGCCUACAAUCAGGUCUUCUCGAAUAUUCAAUCGUACACCAGUAACAAUGUCUAUGAGGUCAUUGAGGACAUGAUGCACGCGGUGACUGCCAAGGACACACAGAGCCGCUAUAUGCCGAGCGCACUUAUCAGAUUGCGCAUUGCAAUCGCCCUGAACCUGCCCGACUCCUGGCUGGACAAGAUCACUAUGAAAAUGGUAAGCCCAAAGUGCGCAGUUGCAUUCAAAAAGGGACACCGGCAGGUUCCAUCGUCGGGUUAACACUCUGCAGAAUAGCACUGCUGCAUCUGAGACCAGAACGAAGUGCAGUAAAUAGUAACUUCAAAGACUCAGAAUUUAUAUAAACGUGAUCGUUUGAUCAAUACUUAAAUCUGGUUAGCCUUGUUGAACUAAGUUUCUGUGGUUGCCUAUGGUCGUGAAAACCAAUAGUUAUAUGGUAGCUUUUUCAGAGUGGUGAUGCAUACCGUAGAUCAAAUAUAUAUGGAAGACAUUAAUUAUUAUUAGUAGUACAAAAUAUAGAUAUAAUAUAACAAUUAACAUAUAUAAUAUAAAAUAUUGCAUGAUGAUAAAUCAUUUUGUAUUCUUAGAGGAAGUGUUAGAUUGUCACCUUACCUCUGAUUUAAAUUCUUAGCUAAGAAAUUGUAAUAGUAAACAAUGUAAUUUGAAUUUUGUCAAAAUAUAUGGAAUUAAAGAAAAA
Molecule: messenger RNA, 1557 nt
Organism: Priapulus caudatus
Lineage: Eukaryota; Metazoa; Priapulida; Priapulimorpha; Priapulimorphida; Priapulidae
Product: estradiol 17-beta-dehydrogenase 2-like
Exons: 6
Coding region: 33-1121 (362 amino acids)
Molecular function (GO): oxidoreductase activity
Source: RefSeq, a predicted model, not a curated record